Molecule: messenger RNA, 1566 nt
Organism: Penicillium subrubescens
Lineage: Eukaryota; Fungi; Ascomycota; Eurotiomycetes; Eurotiales; Aspergillaceae
Exons: 7
Coding region: 1-1566 (521 amino acids)
Biological process (GO): transmembrane transport
Cellular component (GO): membrane
Molecular function (GO): transmembrane transporter activity
Source: RefSeq, a predicted model, not a curated record
AUGGGACAUGGGAAUGGAAUCAUGCUGACUGAAAGGUCCAAACAUGAGGAGGUCCCCUCCCAGAAGGAGGGCACAGCGCAGGACAAAGAAGACAUGUGGCGCGUUGGUCGAGACCAAGAGCUGAAUCGAAACUUCCGGUUCCUGUCUGUCCUUGGAUUUACUGCAGUGCUUAUGUGCACCUGGGAAGCUGUCCUCUUCGGUUCAUCCUAUGGUUUGACUAAUGGCGGCAAAGGAGGUAUGAUCUACACCUACUUAGGAGCCCUGGCAGGGUUCAGCUUUGUGAUUUUAUCUAUGGCUGAGAUGGCUUCCAUGGCCCCCACAUCCGGUGGUCAGUAUCAUUGGGUGUCAGAGUUUGCGCCCCCAGGGUCUCAGGCCAUACUGAGCUACAUCACUGGUUGGAUCUGUGUGCUUGGCUGGCAUACCGGUAUUGCAGGAUGUUGCUACACUGUCGCUAAUAUGAUGGUGGGCGUGGUUGCUAUCAACUAUCCUGAGUCAUAUGUCUAUGAGCCAUGGCAUGUCACACUGCUCGUCAUUGCGGUGGCCUUGGUAGCCUUGCUAUUUAAUACCUUCCUAGCACAGAAGCUUCCUUUGAUCGAGGGCAUCAUCUUGAUUGUACACUGCUUUGGCUUCUUUGGUAUCCUGAUCCCUCUUUGGGUUCUGUCUCCAAAGGUGCCUGCUUCUGAAGUGUUUGGUUCCAUUGAAGAUCGAGGCGGAUGGGGUAACAACGGUCUUGCAUGUCUGGUGGGACUGACUGGGCCCAUCUAUGCUUUGAUUGGCCCUGACUCGGCAGUCCAUAUGGCCGAGGAAAUUCGAGACGCAUCCCGAGUCCUCCCUAUGGGCAUGGUCUGGACCUUGAUAUUGAACGGCUCCACUGGCCUCGUCAUGAUAAUCACGCUCGCAUUUUGUGUGGGUAAUAUUGAUAACGUGCUAUCAUCCGAGACGGGCUUUCCGUUCAUCCAGGUCUUUCUAAAUGCUACCGGAUCAGUUCCUGCCACAACAGGCAUGACGGUUGUGAUAAUGAUCAUGCAGUUCUGUGCAGCGAUCAGUAACGUCGCAACAACCUCCCGUCAAAUUUACUCUUUUGCCAGAGACAAGGGCCUUCCAUUUUCCGAUUUCUUCUCACAGGUCAACCCGACAUUCACUGUUCCACUCAAUGCGCUCUGCGUCAGCCUCGUCAUCGUCUCUCUCCUUUCGUUGAUCAACAUCGGAUCAUCUGUGGCUUUCAAUGCUAUCAUGUCACUUGGUACAGCUGCGUUGCUCUCAUCAUACAUUAUUUCCAUCACGUGCGUUCGUAUUCGACGCUGGCGCAAUCAGCCUCUACCCCCUGCACGGUGGAGCAUGGGCAAAUUUACGCCUAUUUGUGAUACCAUUUCUAUCAUGGUCUUACUGGUGAUAUGGCUCUUUAGCUUCUUCCCCCUGACCAAGGAGGUUAAUCCUACUACCAUGAAUUGGAGUGUUGCCAUAUUUGGGGGAGUUAUUAUGAUUUCGAUGGGUUACUACGUGCUUUACGCCCGGAAGACCUACAAGGGUCCAGUGACACGGGUGAAGAUGAUGCACCAACGAUGA